Messenger RNA from Pristis pectinata (smalltooth sawfish), 642 nucleotides. RefSeq names its product NADH:ubiquinone oxidoreductase subunit B4 (gene ndufb4). The coding region runs from base 156 to 542 and encodes 128 amino acids. Gene Ontology annotation, cellular component: mitochondrion. NCBI's taxonomy places the organism in Eukaryota, Metazoa, Chordata, Chondrichthyes, Rhinopristiformes, Pristidae. The transcript has 3 exons. The record is from RefSeq and is a predicted model, not a curated record.
AGUUCUGAGCCUGUGGUUCUGUCUGUUGCCGCUGCAGGGCGCUGCGGACGCGCAUGCGUGACAGGACGGUGACCGAAAGUGGUUUUCGGUGGUGUCAAUAAAGUUGUGUUUGGAGGACGUCUGUGGGUUGCGAAUAAAGUUUUGUUGCUGCGGCGAUGGCGGAGUAUCGGGAGGCGCCGCUGGCCAGCCGGCCCCGCACCCUCGACGCCAAGGAGUACCUGGAGCAGAGUGCGGAGCAGCGGCGGGCCCAGGAGCAGCGGCUGGCCAUCCGCUCCCGCCUCAAGCUGCAGUACCUGAGGCAGCUGAACGACCCGACGCGGACGCAGCUGAUGGAAGAUCCAGCCCUAACUCGCUGGGUAUAUGCUCGCACUCUGAACCACAUCUAUCCCAACUUUCGUCCAAGUCCUAAGACAUCACUAAUGGGAUUUGUCUGCGGUGUAGUACCUCUAUUUUUCUGGUAUUACAUCUUAAAAACUGAUCGGGAUCAUAAAGAAAAACUUAUCAGGGAAGGAAUGGAACGACCAUUUAGUCUUUCAUCAUGAGUACUUGAAGUAGAGUCUGCAGAUGUGACAAGUAGUUGUACAGUAUGUUAUAUGGAAGUCAUAAAAUGUCAUUUUGCAUUAAUAAAUGUGGCUAAUCAUA